Molecule: messenger RNA, 503 nt
Organism: Arabidopsis arenosa
Lineage: Eukaryota; Viridiplantae; Streptophyta; Magnoliopsida; Brassicales; Brassicaceae
Source: the annotation of a GenBank genome assembly
GACUGUCUCUCCAAGCUUCAUACUUUUUUGCAAUUCUGUUUCCAAACGCUUGAUCAGUAUGGAUGAGGAAGCAUCUAGGACUGCAAGAGAGUCACUAGAGCUUGUGUUUCGCAUGUCAAACAUCUUGGACACGGGACUGGACCGGCAUACUCUGUCAGUUCUCAUAGCUCUUUGUGAUCUUGGUGUUAAUCCUGAGGCUCUAGCUACUGUUGUGAAGGAGCUUCGACGCGAGACUAUCCCAGAUUCUGUCACAACCACACCUUCAUAAUUCAUACAUUUUCGAUACACUGAUCAGGUAUUGAGAAUUUUCUCGGUCUAUUGAUGAUUGAUGAGUCUAUAACCGACUCUGCGUCUUUCUGUUUGGUAUGUGAAAUGUUACUGCUUAUUGUAUGAUUAGUAGAAAUUUGUAUGGAUGAAUUGUAACUUCUUUUAUUUGUAUGAACAAGAGACAAGAAGACUGAGUUCUACUCUUUCACAAUGGCUAAUACAUCUAUAAUUUUCUG